CCUCUGCUCCCUCCCCAAGUUGCCUUGAGAACCGUACCAAGCUGGACCUCGCUGCUUAUCCCCUCCACGUCGCGUUCUUAGUCAUGUGCUUAAGUUAGACAGAUAGGUGUCACACUACCCGGUGUCUAUCUCCGUGGAGGAAAUUCGGUUCUGGCUGGUGUCUCCGAAUUUUGUAUUCGUCAAGCUGAGGUGAGGUCCGUAGUUAAAAAAAGGUAGUGUCAGGUUAAUACGGGGUUAGGUCGGGCCUCUCCUGCUCGGCAAACUACCGACGACGCAGCAUCGAGUCACGCACGCCCAUGUCCUUACUCGGUGCACCUCCCACUGUUGAGGCGCCUUCUCACACCCGUGCGCCUUCCCACUCGCGUUCUCACUCCCUCUUGCACGGCCGCCGCCAUUCGCGCUCCUCCUCGCUCGUCUUCUCGGAGGCUUUUCCGACGCAAAUCUCACACCAGCGCGACCCGUCCUUCGCGGAAUGGACCGGCGGAAAAGAUCCGCGCGCGCUUCCCUCCGCCUCCCCCCCUCCGCAACUCUCCGCUCCGCCGCUGGCACCGGCGGACUGUUCCCCUCCGCUGGACUCCUCCCCUCCGCCAAACCUGUUCCCCCUUAAGGGGCCGCAACCCCCGGCCCCGCUCCCGUCAUUACCGCAAAUAGGCAAGGUGAAGGAGCAAUGGCGGUCAAUCUCAACCCUCUCGCUCCCGCGCGCCUUCUCCGGCCGACUCGAGCACCUCGCAAUUCCCUCCCCUUCGGUCGAGCACCCCUCCAAAAACCGCCCGCAUCCCUUCUCUCUCUUCCUCUCCUCCCUCCACGAUUCCCCGUCCGAGAGCUCCGCGGAGCCCUCCCCCGCGUCUCUUAACUCCCCCAACUCCCCCAACUCCGCAAUCUCCCCCGACUCGCUCAUCUCCCCGUGCUACUCCUACUCGACCGCUACUACCUCCGCUGCGUCGACUCCCUUCGGCGGCCUGCCCUCUCUCUCCUCUCUCACCACCACCCCUUCUUCCGCCGCCUCCCCUUCCCCCUGCGCCUGGUCCGACCUGUCCCCCUCCGUCGCCUCCUCCUGCUCCUCCGCCGCCUCCCCGCACCCGCUGCUCCGCCUCGCGCUCGACAGCCCCUCCAUGUGGAGCCCUUCCGCUUCCGCUUCCGCCAAGGGCGCAGCCGCGCGCCUGUUGGACAGCCCGCGCAGCCGGUGCCAGAGCCCGCUGAGUCAGAACAGUCUUCCGCCGUCGCAUCUGCAUCCCGCCGCCUACCAUGGCGCGCUCUCGCGCUCGGGGAGCGGCGCAGCCGCUGCGCCCAGCCUGCUGGGGGGAGCCGCCAGCACCUCCUCCGGUGCCGAUGGCGCUGCCGGCGGUAACAUGAGUAGCCAUGCCGCCGUCAGCUGGAGCACCGGUGGCGGAAGCGGUACCAGUAGCGCCCAUGCGGGCGAGCGCGGGGAAAGCGCGGAAAUCAUCACCGGCGGAAGCAGUACCGCUGCAAUUCCCCAGUUCGGCCGCUCCGGCUCUGACACGUGUCCGGAAUCAACGGCGCACCAGCAUUCCGCGCUCGACUGCGGAUUGACGGGUACGGCGGCUGCAGCAGCCGUCGCCGCUGCUGUUGGCGGGCCAUGGGCGGUAAUUGAUCGAAGCAGGGGGGAGAGCGGCACAGGGGCGGAUAGGCGAGCGGAACGGUGGGCCGAGGGCAGCAGCGCUGCGGAGGGCCGCGCGCAAGAACAGGUGGGCGGGGAGCGCAACGCGCAAGCGGGUGGCAUGGACGGGGGCGCGGAGAGGAGCUGGGAGACAGGCGGCGGAAGUGGAAGGGGUAAGAGCAGCGGGCAUGGCAGUCGGGGGAGAGGGCGAGGCGGCAGCGGCAGCGGCAGCGGCAGCCCGAGCGGGAGCGGAAGCGAGAGCGGGAGCCCGAGCCGGGAGCGGAUGCUGCACGCCGUGUCGUCGCUGACGCUGCUGCGAGACGUGCUGGAGCGAGAGAAGUACAGCCAGCAGCGACGCAAACAGCCGCCGCAGCAGCCGCAGCAGCAGCAGCUGAAGCAGACGCAGCAGGGGCAGCAGCGACAGCAGGAGAGGGGUGUGGGAAGUGAGGCGGAGAGCGAGUCUCCCGGGCGAAGAAGGCGGUCUAAGGAUGGCAGCGGGAGUGGCAGUGGGAGUGAAGGGGAGCCGGGCAGCCGCUCCGGGAGACACAGGCGCGAUAGCUACAGCCACAGCCACAGAGAAGGUCAGAGAGACAGUGACGGUCACAGGCACAGGCAUCGGUACGAGGGGGUCGGUGAGGAGAGCAGUGAGCGGCAGACGCACAGGCAGAAACGGCACCAGCAGCUCUACGAGCGUCACCAUCACCAGCACCAGCAGCAUCAGAGUGGGGACGACAGGAGGCCGCAGCAGCAGUUGGAGCGAUCGGCGCAGGGGAGGGAGAGGGACAGGGAGAGGCGAGAAGCGGGCGAUUUCUGGCUGUAUAAGCCGUCCAGUGCCAGCCCGCAGCAUAUGUCGGUGAGCAGGAGCAGCAGCGGUGGCAGCACGGGCAGCAACGGCAGCAGUGUGUGCAGCAGCAGCAAUGCCAGCCCCAGCCCCAGCAGCCGACGCUCCCUGUCCCCUCUCGGCUCCCUCCCUAGCUCUCCCCAUUCGCCUUUCUCUCCUUCUCCUGCUGGCGUGUCCUCCGCCCUGCAGGCUAGCCAUUCCGAACCACCAUCUCCUCUCCGCUCUCUCCCAUCCUCCCACCGAUCCCCUCUCCCAACAUCUCUCUCCUCUCCCUCGCAGCCAAGUAGCCACCACCAGAGGCAAGCCCCACUGUCAUCUCAUGCCCCGGGCUCCAAGCGCCGGUGGCUGCUCUCGCUUCUCCGUGGCAGUAGCAGCAGCAGCAGCAGCAGCAGUGGGGCUAGCAGCGGGAGCAUCAGCGGCAAUAGCAACAGCAACAGCAGCAAUAGCAGCAAUAGCAAUGAAAGCAACGGCGACAAAGGCAGCGGAGGUAGUGCGUCCGGCGCCAGUGGUACCAGCAGCAGGAGCAGGAGUGGCAGCGGCAGCGGCAGCGGCAGCGACGGUGGUGGUGGGAGGAGCAGCAAGAGCACGAGCGUCGAUAAGGUGCAGCAGACCCAGGGAUCGACGCACAGCCCAAGGCGCAGGCUUGGGCUCGGCCUAGUGGUUGGGACAAGUGCAGCGCUCAGCCCCUGUGGGGCAAAGAAAGGAAACGAUGAGGACGAGGGUGAUUUGAGGAGUGGGGGUAGUGGUGAAGAGAGGCCUGCGAGAGUAGGGCGGACAGGGCAUGUGAUGGGUGAGCGUAUGGGAUAGGCGUGCCGCAUAGGAUUGCCCACUGAUGCUGCAGGGGGGAAAGGAUUCGAGAAGGAGAGAAGUGAGGUGUCUGAGAGCAGGGAAAAGGCGGAACGUGUGGGUGCGAAGCAGGGCGAGGGGAAGGGGUCAGCUGGGCAGAUGGAGGAUCAGGUGUGGGAAGUGACUGCAUGCCUUCGACCUAAAGCGCAGUAACUGUUGGAUUGGAAUAGAGAGAGUAGAGAGAGUUAUCCUCCCCAUUCAGGCUAUCAGAUUGGUAGCUUGCUCUCAGCGAAGCUUCUUCAGUGUCAUGGCUGCCCUACAUUCCCUGUACCGUAGAAACAGUGUGUGCAUAUUCCAGUGGACGUUCUCUUGCCCCAUGCCAUCAAUGCAGCACUGCUGCAGCAGCAACACCCACUAUGUAUAUGUACAACCGCGUGGAGAACGAAUGGCUUCACCUCAGUAUG
Molecule: messenger RNA, 3709 nt
Organism: Closterium sp. NIES-67
Lineage: Eukaryota; Viridiplantae; Streptophyta; Zygnematophyceae; Desmidiales; Closteriaceae
Source: the annotation of a GenBank genome assembly